Molecule: messenger RNA, 678 nt
Organism: Bipolaris victoriae FI3
Lineage: Eukaryota; Fungi; Ascomycota; Dothideomycetes; Pleosporales; Pleosporaceae
Exons: 1
Coding region: 1-678 (225 amino acids)
Source: RefSeq, a predicted model, not a curated record
AUGAAUCCUCUUAGUAUAACAGAAUCCAUUAUCGACAUUAUCGGCGGUGUCAGCGCAACUUACAGGACUAUCAGGCCGAUCAAAGGGCUACCUGAAGCGUUUGACGUGGUUCAAUACCACCUUCCUCUCGUUCUCCGCACUCUAUGGAUUGCUCAAGACACAUUGUAUGAUGACCACGAGAUCAUUGAAGAUGAAAGAAACAAUGUUGUAGCAAUCCUUCAGUCUAGCCACAAUCAGGCUCAGGAGCUGCUGAGAGUCUUUGACAAGGUCAAGAAAGAAUGUGAGAAUGACAAGGAUGCGAAGGAAUGGGCCCAAAUCCGCAGUGUCUACCAUGAAGCGCUACGUGGCAUGGAAGGCUCGACAGUUGAACAGCUUAUGAAGGACAUCUUGGGUGGCAUGAAGAAGCUCGCAUCGAGUCAGAUUUUCAAAAGAGUCUUACAACACAACAUGGAGACGCUCGAAGAGGCUCUUGAGGAAGCCAUCCGCUAUAUAUUGAAAGUGGAGCCAUCACUGCCCGACUUGGAAUUCAAUAACGAUGAGCGAAUCUUUACGUCAGAACAAGAUGCUACUGGAGUUAUCCUGCAACAGAAUGGUUUGCAAGAGAACACAUGUAUGUUCGAUUCAGGAGCAAUCUGCUUUAAUGAAAGGCACGGGCUCCUCUUUGGUAAGCACUCUUGA